AUGGAAGAACCACCUGGUUUUGAAAGAAACAUUACUGUUUGGUGUGAAACUGAGAUCUACUGGAUCGGGAAAGGGGGUUGUGAGUUUGUGACAUGGGUUCUUCCUAAAUUUGGGGGUUUUUAUAAUUCGUUGUAUCGAUAUUUUCUGCCAUAUUUUGAUAAUAAAAACGAUAAUAAUUAUCAUGUUAAUCAUCAUCAUCUGACAAAUGGUGGUGAAAAAGGGUUUAAGAAGGAAAUUAGGGAUUUACAGGAGAUGUUAUCGAAGUUAAACCCUAUGGCUAAAGAAUUUGUGCCUCCUUCUCUGGUGAAUUGUGUGAAUAAUAAUAAUGUUAUGUAUAAUAGCAAUUUUGGUUAUGUUAACAAUUUUCUAACGCCGCCGCCGAAUGCUGCUGCUGGUAAUGUCAAUGGAUUUCCUGGUAGAAGGAGAAGAAAUGGUUUUGGUCAAGGGAAAAGGAGGAUGAACAGCCGUACUAGUAUAGCUCAGAGGGAGGAUGUAAUCCGGAGAACCGUGUAUUGA
Spinacia oleracea (spinach) is the source of this 516-nucleotide messenger RNA. Its product is annotated as polyadenylate-binding protein-interacting protein 11-like. The record is from RefSeq and is a predicted model, not a curated record. The transcript has 3 exons. The coding region runs from base 1 to 516 and encodes 171 amino acids. NCBI's taxonomy places the organism in Eukaryota, Viridiplantae, Streptophyta, Magnoliopsida, Caryophyllales, Amaranthaceae.